GAAAGGCGGGGGCGCCACCGGAAGCGAGGAAGGUGCUGUGUAAUCAUCCAGCAAGCUGGGGGUCCUUGGAUCUCCUAAAAUGCCGGAUUACCUCGGUGCAGAUCAGCGGAAAACCAAAGAAGAUGAGAAGGAAGACAAGCCCAUCCGAGCUCUGGAUGAGGGGGAUAUUGCCUUGCUGAAAACUUAUGGUCAGAGCACUUACUCUAGGCAAAUCAAACAGGUUGAAGAUGACAUUCAACAACUUCUCAAGAAAAUUAAUGAGCUCACGGGUAUUAAAGAGUCUGACACUGGCCUGGCCCCACCAGCACUCUGGGAUUUGGCUGCCGAUAAGCAAACACUCCAGAGUGAACAGCCUUUGCAGGUUGCGAGAUGCACAAAGAUAAUCAAUGCUGAUUCGGAGGACCCGAAGUACAUUAUCAACGUGAAGCAGUUUGCCAAGUUUGUGGUGGACCUCAGUGAUCAGGUUGCACCUACUGACAUUGAAGAAGGCAUGAGAGUUGGUGUGGACAGAAAUAAGUAUCAGAUUCACAUUCCACUGCCUCCUAAGAUUGACCCAACAGUUACCAUGAUGCAGGUGGAGGAAAAACCUGAUGUUACAUAUAGUGAUGUGGGUGGCUGUAAGGAACAGAUUGAGAAACUUCGAGAAGUAGUUGAAACCCCAUUACUUCAUCCAGAGAGGUUUGUUAACCUUGGCAUUGAGCCUCCUAAGGGUGUGCUGCUCUUUGGUCCACCGGGUACAGGCAAGACACUCUGUGCUCGGGCAGUUGCUAAUAGGACUGACGCUUGCUUCAUUCGAGUUAUUGGAUCUGAACUUGUACAGAAGUACGUCGGUGAGGGGGCUCGAAUGGUUCGAGAGCUCUUUGAAAUGGCCAGAACAAAGAAAGCCUGCCUUAUCUUCUUUGAUGAAAUUGAUGCUAUUGGAGGGGCUCGUUUUGACGACGGUGCUGGGGGUGACAAUGAAGUGCAGAGGACCAUGUUGGAGCUGAUCAAUCAGCUGGAUGGGUUUGAUCCUCGAGGCAACAUUAAAGUUCUGAUGGCCACAAACAGACCUGACACUCUGGACCCAGCGCUGAUGAGGCCUGGGAGACUGGACAGGAAGAUUGAGUUUAGCUUACCUGAUCUAGAGGGUCGGACUCACAUUUUUAAGAUUCAUGCCCGUUCAAUGAGUGUUGAAAGAGAUAUCAGAUUUGAAUUGUUAGCACGACUGUGUCCAAAUAGCACUGGUGCUGAGAUCAGAAGCGUCUGCACAGAAGCUGGUAUGUUUGCCAUCCGAGCACGGCGAAAAAUUGCUACUGAGAAGGAUUUCUUGGAAGCUGUAAAUAAGGUCAUCAAGUCCUAUGCCAAAUUCAGUGCUACUCCACGCUAUAUGACAUACAACUGAGCCCUGGAGGUGUUCAUGAAAACACUGUUCAUUGGAAUCCUAACCUUAUACAGACUUCUUAAUAACCAUUUCACACACAAAAUAAAUGGUUUUCAAAAUUG
Eubalaena glacialis (North Atlantic right whale) is the source of this 1482-nucleotide messenger RNA. RefSeq names its product proteasome 26S subunit, ATPase 2 (gene PSMC2). Bases 80 to 1381 code for a protein of 433 amino acids. Gene Ontology annotation, cellular component: proteasome regulatory particle, base subcomplex. Lineage: Eukaryota; Metazoa; Chordata; Mammalia; Artiodactyla; Balaenidae. The record is from RefSeq and is a predicted model, not a curated record. Gene Ontology annotation, biological process: proteasome-mediated ubiquitin-dependent protein catabolic process. The transcript is spliced from 12 exons. Gene Ontology annotation, molecular function: ATP binding; ATP hydrolysis activity; proteasome-activating activity.